CAUCUGGAGAGACCAGUGUCACCAGCCCCCAGUUAUCUAUUCAUGAAGAGUUAUCUAUGGCUAACCCUUCUGUAUUCAAGGAGGGAGACUUAACUAAAGAAGAGGACAUCAUGACAGGGGAGGUGGUCUGUGAAGUCUGUGAGGUCCAAGCUGUGAAGUUCUGUCUGACCUGCACUCAGUCCUACUGUGAGACCCACGUUAGGAAGCACUACACAGUACCUAAACUACAGAGACACACCCUGGUGGAGGUGACUGGAGACCUGGAGGAGAGACUCUGUCAGGAGCACCACAGAGCUCUGGAGGUGUUCUGCAGGACAGACCAGAAGCUGAUCUGCAGUCUGUGUGUAGUAACAGAACACAAAGGACAUGAUGUAGUCUAUGAAGAGAGAAAACAAGCAGGAAGACAGUACUUCCUGCUCCAGACCAGCUGAAUGUUGACUCAGUGG
Messenger RNA from Coregonus clupeaformis (lake whitefish), 446 nucleotides. RefSeq names its product tripartite motif-containing protein 29-like. NCBI's taxonomy places the organism in Eukaryota, Metazoa, Chordata, Actinopteri, Salmoniformes, Salmonidae. Gene Ontology annotation, molecular function: zinc ion binding. The record is from RefSeq and is a predicted model, not a curated record. The transcript is spliced from 3 exons. Bases 57 to 431 code for a protein of 124 amino acids.